Messenger RNA from Tricharina praecox, 1049 nucleotides. RefSeq names its product Der1-like family-domain-containing protein. The record is from RefSeq and is a predicted model, not a curated record. The coding region runs from base 127 to 864 and encodes 245 amino acids. NCBI's taxonomy places the organism in Eukaryota, Fungi, Ascomycota, Pezizomycetes, Pezizales, Pyronemataceae. Gene Ontology annotation, biological process: endoplasmic reticulum unfolded protein response. Gene Ontology annotation, cellular component: Hrd1p ubiquitin ligase ERAD-L complex; endoplasmic reticulum membrane. The transcript has 3 exons. Gene Ontology annotation, molecular function: misfolded protein binding; ubiquitin-specific protease binding.
UACACCAAUUGGGGUCACUACGUCUCGAGAACCCGAAACACCAAGCAAAGAAAGAGGCCACCUUGUACGGGGACCUGAGCUCUUCUUCUCCACCGACACACCCCCACCCUCAUCGAACCACCGACAAUGGCAGAACUCAACACCCUCGAGCAAUGGUACUACGACGUCCCCAUCGUCACGCGCGUGUGGACCACCGCCGCCGUUGUCACCUCGGUCCUGGUGCAGUGCCAAGUCGUCACGCCCUUCCAGCUAUUCUUCAGCUUCGGGUCGGUCUGGGGGAAACGACAGUACUGGCGACUUCUCACGACGUUCCUAUACUUCGGCCCGCUGUCGCUCGACUUCAUGUUCCACCUCUUCUUCAUGUCGCGCUACUCGCGCAACCUGGAGGAAUCGUCGUUCCGCGGACAGACCGCCGAGUUCGCCUGGCUGCUGUUCUACAGCGCCACCUCGCUGAUCCUGCUCUCGCCCUUCACCUCCAUGCCCUUCCUGGGCUCCCCGCUGUCUUUCAGUCUCGUCUACAUCUGGGCCCGCAGGAACCCCAGCGUCCGGCUUAGCUUUCUGGGCCUCUUCGUUUUCUCCGCCCCGUACCUGCCUUGGGUCCUCCUCGGGUUCAGUCUUCUGCUGAAUAACAAUCUGCCGAAAGACGAUCUCUUGGGGAUCGUGGUGGGACAUGUGUACUACUUCUUCUCCGACAUCUACCCUCGUAUCCGCAACGGUGCGCGUCCUUUGGACCCGCCAAUGUUCUGGCGGCGCCUAUUUGCGGGCGGCCGGGCGGUAGCCAUCCCGACGAGGCAACCUGCGGGGGGGGACCAUGACCAACACGACGACCAAAACGAGCUGGAACAGGUACUGCGCAAUGAGUGAAGUGAAGUAAUGCGAACGGAAAUGUGGCGCGGUUUUUCAUACGAUAGUACGAUGGAGUUUGGGGGCGUUCUGUACUUCUAAUUUUUCACUUUACUUUCCUACUUGAUUGAUUGAUUGGUUGAUUGAUUGAUUGCGUGCUGCGCGCUGGAAUUUGCGGGCGGCCGGGCUGGUUUGGCUGUGUGUAU